AUUUUCUGUCUAAAAGUUCACCUCCAUGGUAGAAUGCCUGAGCACGUUUUCAUAUACGAAUCUUCUUCAUUCACUGUGGGUGCCAAGGAGCCGUAGACAAUUGAUGAAAGAGAGUUGAGUCUCCCUCUGUCUAGCUUUCCUGAAGGAGUUAUUAGCCACUGCGUACAUUUAUAAGCGCCAUGACUUACAUCUGACUUCACGAGGAAAACUUAAAGAACGUGAAGAAGCUGCCGACAGCUAAGACAGAGUCAUCUACUUACAGGGGUAUGGAUGUUUGACCAGAAUCAGCUGGACCGGUUUGAAUUUCGUAAGAUUCGGAUAAUACAUAAAUGUAAGGCCGCAUUGGAGGAUGAUGGGCCAUGAAAGCGUUGCUUGAAAUGUAUAGGUGAUAAUUACAAAUCACGUAAGAACCGCCGAAUCUUUACGGUCCCCAAUCGCAAAUUCGUUCUUUUCCAUGAGGUGCAUCCGAUGCGGAUAAAAGUCAAAUCACUUUCCGCUUUUCGGCUAUCAAUGCCAUGACCGGUGUUUUACUUUGCUCCACUUUUCCACUAUAGAUGCGAUGACUCGAGUAAUAACUUAGAAGUAACAAACAAUUUAAAUUAUGAAUCCGGAGACAGAGGGGGCGUUCACCCAGUCGGUCCUUAUCUGUUGCUAUUACAUGCUGCCGAGCUGAUUGUUGCUAAUCCUUACACUCGUGACACAUCAGCUGUAGACAGAGCUCGUGGUAGCUACACCAGUGACACCCCGGGCUCUAGCAUCUUCGGAUGUCUGAGCUGUAUGGCGGAAGAACGGGAUGCGAUUAUUUUCUACCUUUCGGCAAGUCGCGAAGGAAAAGCAAUUUCGUCCAUCUAAUGCGAAGCGGAGUAGUUUCUUGAAAUGAUUGCAAAAGGUUGUGUGCUCCGUGCACAAGACCAAAUCGCAAGGAACUCUGCACUGACUUACGGAUCAUGACGCCAAUAGUAUCGCCACGUCAGGCCCAAAGACAGACGAACGACCAUGUUCCUCUGUGCGAAGCAAACCCCAUCGUACCCAUGUUCUCCUGCGUCAACGGCCUUUACCUCGAAAGCGGUCGUUCACUUGAAAGGUGAAUAUGGUUACGCGAGGGCCCGCGCUUUCUGUCGUCGAGGGCAAUCAAUUCUCCACAUCUUCGGCUCCCUGGCUGACUGACUGACUGACUGACUGACUUCGCUUCAGACUCGGCUUUUGCUCGAGCAAUGUUGCGUUUCCUGGGUCGCGCAGAUUGUGUUAUUCGGUGCCCCACCGUCGCAUGAUUCGGAGCACCCUCUUCAGCAUUCCCGUGCUGAUUGCAAAUGCUGCCUUCCUCGUCCUCCUCCCCCGCUCGCUAGCGCGCAGGCAGCUUCCCGGCGCCGAGCGCAACGUUCAUCAUCAUCAUCAUCAUCUUGAUGAUUCACGAGCGCGACGCGAGUGGCGCGGGGCCGCCGCCGGCUUUCGUUGGCCUCGUGGCAUCUGGGCUCCGCGCCACUUCCAUUAAUGGACCGUUAGUGGAUCCCCUUGUCCACGUCGUCCGUCCGAUGAUCCCCCGAGAGCUCGCGCCUGCCCCACUCCCCUCCCUCCAUCCAUCCAUCCAUCCAUCCAUCCCGUAUCGGAAUCCAAUUGUGCAAAAGUCCGAUGGACGGAUGGAUUGGUUAAAAAACAUGCGUGAGUCGUCUCCGGAGCCUCGGUUCAGUUUCGGGGCGAAUUUACCUUUUCGUGCGGGACAAUCUUAUUCGCAGGUUGUAGAGGCCUCAUUAGGUCUCGUCGCAUUACGAGCCUUCAGACAUUUCCAUUUAAUCCGAGGGGUCUUCCCCAUGGGCGAAAUAAUAAUUCCCAGAGCUCGAUCAACCUUUAGACUGACGGAGCUAGGCUGGAGUCCGCCCUCGCGGUUUGGGAUGGCCUUAGGAGUAGCCUUAUUAUAUUUCAUGACAAAAGCGAGGAAAAAGUCUGGUCGCCGGUCGAUGGAGGAGUCAAAGGUCGGACCGAAACGAAACUAAAGGGAAAAACUGCUCCUACCGGCUGCUGCGAGUGGGGUAGAGCACGCAGUGCACCGUCGCCCGGUCUCGACCAUUUUCGGGUUGCGGUCGCCAUUUACUGCUUUUGACCCUCGAAAAAAUCGAUGUUUAUUUGUUGUGGAGAUAUGGUACCGGAGAUUAAUUGCCACGGGAUAAAGGGUGGUGCGGACUGGGCUUAUCUGCUCGAUCGGUAAUUGUGCUGCCCGCCGGAGACAUGACCUGACCACGGUCAGGCGCUCGGGGAAAUCCAACCCCUCGCCGGCUCGGUAAUCUAACCCUCAUCAAUGCUAAUCCCGGCCUCCAUCCGUCCGAUUCCGUCGUUCGGAACUCAGAGGUACAGUACAGGCCUCGACAUGUAUGUCGUUGUCGGCCUGCCCUGCCCUGCCAUGCCAUAGUAUGUAUGCCAUGGCCGCCGAGUGAUUUCUUGCGGCUGCGAUGCGGAUCCAUGCAGAUCGGACUGGCGAGCUCGUGACCGGGGCUGGUCGCCACUAUCGGCCAUGUGACCGCUCCGGCCGUGACUCAGCGGCAGGAGCAGGCGGUCAGGCGGUCAGUCGGUGGCUGCUGGCUUUGUUCCUUAUUAUCCACAUUCUCAGACUGUCGUGGGCGAUGGCCGUCGAGGUCGUCGUCGUCGUCGCUGCUGCUGCUGCUGCUGCUGUGGGGGUGCAUGCGAAUCGAGCGUACGGGCUCGCAAGUGGGCGGAGAUUUUGCAUGCCCUGCCGCAUGUACCCCGAUGCAUGAAUCCUGUGCCGGUACAACUCGUCGACGGUUCUCUGUCAUGCAAAUCGAUCCACUGUUCGCUCGCUACUGCUUUUGCUGCUCGCCAUGGUCAAACAAAACUGCUGCCAUUGCGCUUGUUCUUCGACAUGCCAGCUCUUUCACAUGCUGUCGGUCUUCGUCAUGCUGUCCUGGGCCUUGCGCUCUCAUAACGGUGCCCAGCCCGGGCGGAAUUCGUCCGCUCGUAGAUAGAAUAGAUUCAUGGAGACUACGACGGGAUCAUCUCCCUCUGCACUCGCUCUGUUGAGUGAGUGAGUUCGUACGGCGGUUCAGGACCAAAACAUGUUGCUUACUCCGCGAGCUCGAAUUUAAUAAGAGUUUGUCGAACGACAGGCGAGAAUGCCGGGAGUCGCCGUCAGUUCACCUCAUUCCACUCCACCUCCGCGGGACAGCAUCGAGCUACGUCCAGGUCGUCCCGAAUGCAAGGGAGGUGCAUGUGGGUCGGGAGACGACAUCUCUCUCACACUCAAUCUCUCUCUUGACAGGUGGUGGGAGAUGUAUCAUCGGCCCCUGCUCGGCGAGAUUGCGGCUAUGGCCUUUGCGCAAGGCACGCGCAGUGAGCGGCUUGCAUCGCAGUGCAUGUUUUGUUGAACGAGGAAAUAUUCGCGCAAUCUCUCGCAACUGAACUGUCAAAUGAAAUUCGAG
Marchantia polymorpha subsp. ruderalis is the source of this 3428-nucleotide messenger RNA. The record is from the annotation of a GenBank genome assembly. NCBI's taxonomy places the organism in Eukaryota, Viridiplantae, Streptophyta, Marchantiopsida, Marchantiales, Marchantiaceae.